AACCCAAAAAAAUCUCACGGGAAGACCGAUAAGAGCGCUACAGGCGCUGAUAGUGAAAAUCAUUAGUGAAAAAUCGAAAAUAGUUAAGCUACGACAAAUAAUCAAAUCCUUAUCUAUUAGCCAAUGAACGUCACCGCGCCUCAAGCGCGCUCUAGUGAAUCGUUUGUGAACGUGAGUCAAAUCACAUUAUGAGUAGUGGUGGUAAACAAGCAAAUCUGUGACCGCGAUAACCGGAAAGCAUCGUCGUCUCGACGGACAACUUACACGGGGACCAGUUUCACAAUCGUCGUCCAGUGUUUGGUAAAGUGUGCCCCCCGCAGGCAGGCAACGCAGAAAAAAAUGCCUUCUCCGCGUGAACCAGUGGACGCGCUGUACAAACAGCAAGACUUCUACAUCGGACUGUCGUUGGCCCUGUCCAGCAGUUUCUUCAUCGGUGCCAGCUUCAUCAUCAAGAAGAUCGGCCUGAUUCGGUUGUCCCGGGGUGGCUCAUCGGUGCGGGCCAGUGCCGGUGGGUUCGGCUACCUCAAGGAUUGGAUCUGGUGGGCCGGACUGAUUUGCAUGGGCAUCGGCGAGGCGGCCAAUUUCGCUGCCUAUGCCUUCGCACCGGCUUCCCUGGUGACGCCACUCGGAGCGCUGAGCGUCAUCGUAACGGCUGUGCUGGCUUCCAAGUUUCUCAAGGAACGCCUCAAUCUACUCGGUAAACUAGGGUGUUUCCUGUGCAUCAUCGGCUCCACUAUCAUCGUUAUCCAUUCGCCUAAGGAGGGCGAAAUCGAUGACCUAAAUCUGCUGCUGGAUAAGCUGCAGGAUCCGGCUUUCAUCACGUACGUGGUGAUCAUUCUGGCCUUGUCGCUGUUCAUCGGAUGUUGCUGUGGGCCCCGGUACGGUCACAAGAACGUGAUGGUCUACAUUCUGCUGUGCUCGGCCAUUGGCAGCCUUACGGUCAUGUCCUGUAAGGCUCUUGGCCUAGCCUUGAGGGACACCAUUUCCGGAAAGUCAAAUGAUUUCGGAAUGUGGCUGCCAUAUUUCCUGAUCAUCGUUACGGUGGUGUUCGUUGGUAUUCAGGUAAACUACUUGAACAAGGCGUUAGACAUCUUCAACACGAGUAUCGUAACGCCGAUCUACUACGUGAUCUUCACCACGCUAGUAAUCACGGCGUCGGCCAUCCUGUUCAAGGAGUGGGGUCGUAUGAAAGCCGAGGACAUCAUCGGCGACCUGUGCGGAUUCUUUGUGGUGAUCGUGGCGGUCAUACUGUUGAACGCCUUCCGCGAGAUGGACAUCAGUCUGAACGACGUUAAGGGUAUUAUGCGACCGAAGCGGGAACUUCUCAUGUCACACAAAACACAGUUUGACGAUUUCAUGACCGCCGAGACGGAGAGCAACGGGUCGCAGAAACACUACGGGACCGGAGACUAUCGGAACAUUUGAUAUCAGAAGCGGCCUUGAGCUUUGCGCGGGUGAGUUGUGCGUGUAUGAAUAUGUAUUUCUCGACAGCUUUAUUACUACUAGGUUUAAAUGUUAAGUGAGUUGAAUGCAGAAUAGAACUACAUUGAUAAU
Aedes albopictus (Asian tiger mosquito) is the source of this 1554-nucleotide messenger RNA. RefSeq names its product magnesium transporter NIPA2 (gene spict). Gene Ontology annotation, cellular component: membrane. Lineage: Eukaryota; Metazoa; Arthropoda; Insecta; Diptera; Culicidae. The coding region runs from base 340 to 1425 and encodes 361 amino acids. The transcript has 2 exons. The record is from RefSeq and is a predicted model, not a curated record. Gene Ontology annotation, biological process: magnesium ion transport. Gene Ontology annotation, molecular function: magnesium ion transmembrane transporter activity.